UAUGCUGACGACGUAAAAUAUUUUUUUUUGUAAUUAUUACUAUUUUUUUUACCUUUUAAAUUUAAAAACAUAAUAUAAUUUGAUAAUAUUUUGUUUUUUUUUUAAAUAUCGAAUAUAAAAUAAAACAAUUCUAUUGGUUGGUGAAUCUAGAGGUUCAUCCUAGGGAGUGCACCUAAGAAUAAGUCUUUACUAAUUACAAGCUUUAUCAUAUAUAUUACUCAAAUGUACUUUUACUUUUUUUUACUAAUUACAAGCUUUAUCACUAACGACAAACAGAAAAGGAGUUUACAGAAUUUAUUGUCCUUACAGAUGCAUCCUCAGAAGUCCAAUUCGAACAUGGAGGAGAGUGUCGGUAAAAGACUUCUAUUUCCACGUCACUGUUCAUGCGGUUUCGGGUUUCAACUCCACUUCCUCAUGUGAGCUUCUUUUUUACUUUUCUUAUUUUAUUUAUCCAGAUCUGAUCAUUUCUAACUCUAGUGACCCAAGUAAAAUUUAUAAGUAUAUACAAAAUAUCAAAUAAAUAACAUUUUAAAAUAUAUACAAAUGCAAAUAAUGAUUGGUUUCAACGACUAAAUCAUAUGUUCCAAAUGGUACAAUUAUUUAAUUUAUUAUCAUACCAACAACAAAAGGUCGGUUUAAUAGUACGUGAAAUACAUAAUAAAAUGUUAACGCCGAUUUAAUAAAAUAAGAUACUUAUCUUUAAUGCAUUAUUCAAUAUUAUAGCCUUCAAAUUUUCAGACUGGCGAUGGUUUGCAUGUGCUGGUGAUGAACUAGCGGGCAAGCAAUGAAUCUAUCAGCAUCGAUUACGCAAAAAGCAUAAUAAUUUUUUUUAUAAAGUUUUAAUAAUAUUGGUUUAUCAGAAUUUUAGAGCGGACUUUUUAAUAAUGAAUUUAAAUAAUUGGAAAUAACGCUAAAACUUAUAAUUCGUCUAACUUUAUAAUACACAUAAAAUAUAUGAUUUUUCCAUCCGGUCUCACAUUCGUUUAAAUGAACUAUUAUUCUAGCAUUUUAAACCAGGAAAAAUAACUUACAAACAAAAAAUCUCCACUUUUGCCAAUAAUGCAAAAUUUCGAAGUUCUCAAAACCACGAGCACCCAUAGCUUACAAACUAACUAGAAGAGAUAUGGUAAGUGUGGAAACAAGUUGAAACAUAUAGUAAGCAUAAAUAGUUGAUGAAUAAUUCAACUCACUAUAGUUUCUGACAAUUCAAGCCUAAAACUUGUUAUAUAUAUUUGUUAUCUGUUGCAUAUGAGACUAUCAUAAAAAAUCAUGUAUGUAUCAGAUAAAAAACAAUCGGUGGGUCAACUACUAGAGAAAGCCGUGUCCACCGGUUUUGUCUACCAAUUUGAUCCCCGUCGUAACUGCUAUCCACGAGACCAAUCAGAGGCCACCAACCCACCAUUUACUUUUAUAUUAUUAAACAAUCAAUCUCUCUAAUGAUUCAUUUACGUAGUAGCCCGUACAACAUGGCCUUUAUAACACAAUUCACGUUAAUUCAUUUAGCACGUAUUAGUAGAUGUACUCUUGAUUAUCUAUACAAACAGUUUAGUUUGCUCUAAAUUCAAAUGGUUGAUUACUUUUUUGUCUUUAUAGGAAAACAUUCACAAUGUUUUGUUUGAGGUUAGUAGGUUUUAUACAUUUCCCUCCGUGCAUUCUUCAUUAGUUAGUUCUUUAUAUAUAUUUAAUGGAAAUUUUGAGUUUAAGUUGUAAAGGUGGUAUACUAACCACCAUGCAUGAAGAAACAAACAUGUAUGAUUGAGCCCCUAUGAUGAUUAAGAAAAUGUAAUUUAAACAAGCUGGCUUUAUUCCCUGAUCUUUCUACGUGCCAUGAAGCAAUAAUGAUUUUCAUGAUUGUAAUUUUGUGUUAGAUGAUUAAUAGAAAAUAGUAUAUAAAAUCUAUUUAUUAUAUGAUACAGAUUCCAAUUUCCGAUCUGUGUUAAUCUGAUCCUGCAUUUGCUUUUGCUUGAUCUGAUUGCCAAUGUCCACAAGAUUUGAUUUGCUGUUUUACAAAAUGGAUAUGUGUGAGUGGCUAGAAUUUUUAGAAAUCAUUUUUAGUUUACUAUGUUUUUUUUAGAUUCUACCAAUUCUGUUAUUGUCUACUAGAUAUGUCAAUUUUUUUUUUUUUUGAUAUGAUAAUAUUCAUUACCAGGUGAAAUAUAAAGUUUGAUACAAAAACUGGUGGAUAACAUGAAAUCACCAAGAACAAGAACCGAAAGACAUGCCAACUAAAACCCAUAACGGGAAACUUACGACCAUAACAUAAGCAAGACAUAGAACCUGAAAUCAGCAACUAAAAGUUUAAAACACAACAGACUAAACCGUCUACACAAACCAUAAGAUAAUUCAGUCGAUAGAUUUCCUAAAUAACAGAAAGCAGUGAACUAGAUAAGACAGUAUAUUGAAUGGCUAAAAACUAAGAUUCUUUUAUAGAAAAUCUAGAAGGUAUUUUUUUUGUCACAUCAAGAUUAUUCACCUUUCAAUAAAAAUAAAAAUAAAACUAGAAGUCUUCAAAAAAGAAAAAAGAAAAAAGCCAAACACUAAAAAUCCAACCAAGUGAAUAUGGUCGGAUGAUACGGCAGACUUGGAAAUGUGUUAAGCACUCCGAGUUUAAACCUACAAUCUAGAUUAUUUAUUUAUGUGGCCAGGGCGGGUUUACGCCAUUUGAUAGUAUUACCGAGUGCUGUGCCCGGUUUAUGGGAAAUAGUCAGGCCCAUGGAUCUUGAACACCUCCUCGUUGUUUAGAGAAAAAAAAUCUAAAAAUCUAAAAAUCCAAAAACUCAUAUUUAUCAAUUAUCAAUUAUCAAUUCAGUGCUCGAGAAUUUAUUUGGUGGUCAAUAGUCGAUCAGAUGUGCCGAUACCAAUAAUCCACUCUAAACAAUAAGGCCUUGAAGGUUAAAUCAAGCAAAUCAUAAUAUCUCAUUGAUAUUGAAAAAGCAUGUACGCCUAAUGUCACAAUUCUCAAGCCCAAAAUCAUCUUGUAGUUUAUAUUGGGCUAAGAGUAUUUUGAGACCAAGACACAUAUUUCUAGUAAAAAUUGUUGAAGUAUAUAGCUCAAAUCAAAUGGUACUAAAUCAAGCUUCCAAAAGAAAUGAUCAAAUAUGUCAUUGUGAUAGCACACGAAGUAUGAAUCCACCACUAAGUAGUCGACCUUAACACCGUAACAGAAUUAUCUUUUAUCAGCAAACGUCUUUCAUCUUUCUUAAGAGUGACGUUGUUUGUCUUCGCAGGUGAACCAAGUUUCUAAAUUAAAAAUGGUAGAACGAUAUCAAAUUGUCUUUUGUUUUAUUGUCCUUUAUCUUCUUUUUUUUGGUUCAAAUAUCCUAUUUCUUAUGAUAAGUAAAAGAUAAUAAUCACUUUCUAAAUAUUAGUUGCCCAAUAAAUUACAUUGUUACUCAUUACUCGACAGCAUUACUUUAAAAUAUGGGUUCCAGAAAUGGACAGCAUAUUUGUUUCUUCCAUAUGUGGGAAACAUGAUUCGAACAUCAACGCAUACACAUAUUGUCGGAUCUAUGGCGGAUGACUAAUAAGCUAAAUAACACUGACAUUGAAAUUUGAAAGUCAUAAUACUCAUUAUCAUUGAGUCGAUCUCCAAGCCUCACAAAAAAAAACUAUAUACUAGUAAACUAAAGUUACUAGCUUGUAUUUGUCUAAAGUGUAUGGAAAUUUAAGGGCCGAUAUCAAAAUUCUAUGUAUGAUAAUAUAAUGCUCGAUAUUUAACAAUUUCUAAAUUAUUAAAGAACUCAAGAUACUGGUCAAUGACUGAUCAUUCUACUUUUUGAGUUUCCUUUGGUGCUAACUAAUAAGAAUCUUAAGAAGGAGCACUAUAAAUUAAGUCCGAAUCAGAGGACUGAAAAUACGAACCAAGCCGCACUUCCCGUCCAAGAACGUUGGACCAGAGCUUAAUUAUAUUUUUGACAUUUUAAAGAUUGUGGAAGUUUUGGUUACUGGUAUGCAUGACAUAUUUUACAUAGUCAAACGUCCGACCCAAAAUAUUUAAAUUCUUAAACACUUUGGGUUACAUGUCUUGAUAUCCAACAUAUAUGCUCCAAUAAUCCACACAUCGUAUCUGAAAUAUAUAUUCAGCAUACAACCAGUAUUAUAAGUCGGACUAAACUACAUGCAUGAUAAUGCCCGAUUAUGGAUGUAUAUCAUAUGUCACCAAGAGCCAAUGUGGUUUUAAAUUGGUCUUAAUGGGUGUUCUUACUAUGCAUAUCCCUCCACUCUCCAUAAUGAGCUUUCAAAAAAGAUUGAUAUGAGAAUUCUGAAUGUAUAGUUAGUUCAACGUGUUGGAAGAUAAAAGGAGUAGGUAAAAUUAUCACACAAAGACCAAAGAAAUAAGUCAUGAAAAAGUUUGAAAUGGUUAAAGGUCGGCCUCAUGUCUUAUCUUAUCUCAUAUGAUAUGGUCCUCGUCAGAUUUCACUCAUUUUUAUCUUUGAGAAACCAUUAUGUAUACUAGUUAUCGGGUUGCCAAUGUUCUCAAUUUAUAAAUAAAAACUUUGAUGGUCUUAAUGUACAAUUAAAUAGAUAAUACAGGCCUUAUUCAAAAACUAUGACUAAAAAGAAGAGUGGAAAAGAGAUUUAAAAGAUAUAAAUCAAAAGCGUGAAGAAUUAUAAAACAUUAUGAUGGCCUCCAACUAGAUAUCUUGACAAAAAAAAAAAAAAAGAGAGAGAUCACUAUGGAAACUAUAACAAUGGCGAACAAAAGGACAAACAUGCGACGUGCACCAUUUUUUUUGACGUGCUCAAUUUUAUUUUGGUAUUCAUUCUUCAUUUUUUUUCUUAUAAAAUAGGGUCUUUUCUACUUCAAAGUACCUUCCAAUAAGGCAAUAAGUCGUCACACAUAGAGAGGCGUUACAAAACACACACAACAGAAAUAUUGGGCUUUGAUAAGUUUUUGAACUAGUAAUGGAGUGGAAAGAAGGUUACUUAGAUGUGAUCUUAGUGCCGCUAGGGCUAAUGGCAUAUGCAGCUUACCAUGUUUACUUAUGGCACAAGUUACGUACACAGCCUCUCACCACCGUCAUCGGCACUAACGCUAGAGCUCGCCGUUUUUGGGUCGCUUCCAUCAUCAAGGACAACGAAAAAAAGAACAUAUUGGCCGUUCAAACGCUAAGAAACUGUAUAAUGGGAUCGACUUUAAUGGCCACAACAUCAAUCCUCCUAUGCGCGGGUCUAGCUGCGGUUAUAAGCAGCACGUAUGCGGUAAAGAAGCCUCUAAGCGACCCCAUUUACGGAGCUCACGGGGAGUUCAUGGUGGCUCUUAAGUAUGUCACAAUCCUCAUCUUCUUCCUCUUCUCUUUCUUUUCUCACUCUCUCUCGAUCCGAUUCAUCAACCAAGUCAAUAUCCUCAUCAACACUCCCUUUCCUCCGGAGGAUUUGGAGGAGAUGAUGAUGAUGAUAACGCCGGAGGAGUACGUGGCGGAGUUGCUAGAGAGAGGGUUUGUUUUGAAUACGGUGGGGAAUCGGUUGUUCUAUGCGGCGUUGCCUUUGAUGCUUUGGAUAUUUGGACCGGUGCUUGUGUUCUUGUGUUCGGUCAUGAUGGUUCCUCUUCUUUAUAAUCUUGAUUUUUUCUUCUUCGGCAAAGAAAGAAGCAAAAUCGAUAGAAAAUCUAGUUUUGGAUCCGUGUAGAAUCAUGUUGAUAAGCAAUAUACGUUAUACUUGCAUGCAGAUUUCGAAAAUUUAUUUAGGUUUCGGUCUAAUAUCUUUUGGUUCAAGUAAAUUUCUAAUUAUAUAAUGCGUGAUAGUAUAGUUAUCAUAUAGUAUUGAUUUGAUGGAAGAGUAUACAGAGUAUGUACAUCCCUACAUGAGAACUUAAAGAUUAAGUUGGAGUAGGUGUCUUGUGUAAUGUGUCACGUUUCGGUUUGUUGAGAUUUGACGCUAUAAUUGGCAUUUCCAUGUGGGUAGCUUUAUAACUUAUACGCGUAUGAAGAUAUCUGUGUGCGUUAUUUAUUUUUAUAAAUCAUGUGACAUACGUCGACCAAGAAAUGGGCUAAAUAGGUGAAGUACAUCUUUUAUUCCGUGCACUAGUAUCUCACUUAGUUUGUUGUUAUGCGUCAGAACUAGUCGUGACGAUCGAGCCUAUAUAAAUCCUCCCAGUUGUUAAAAAAAAAAAAAUCCUCCCAGUCUGCACAGCUGUUUUCCUAUGCGUACGUAGUAUGGAACUUAAGGAUUUUUUGGAACACCAAUUUCAGUAAAACUUAAAAUCUCCGGUUGCAAGAAAAGCUUGUAAGCUACAA
Messenger RNA from Brassica rapa (field mustard), 6236 nucleotides. RefSeq lists its product as uncharacterized. The record is from RefSeq and is a predicted model, not a curated record. Lineage: Eukaryota; Viridiplantae; Streptophyta; Magnoliopsida; Brassicales; Brassicaceae.